Messenger RNA from Mesorhabditis spiculigera, 309 nucleotides. The record is from the annotation of a GenBank genome assembly. NCBI's taxonomy places the organism in Eukaryota, Metazoa, Nematoda, Chromadorea, Rhabditida, Rhabditidae.
AUGAAGAUCCUCAUCCUGAAUUUGCUAUGGCUGGGCUGCGUGCUAUUCGCUUCAGGCGCCCACGUCAAGUGCUCCGGAAACCCGGCCCAACGACUGGUGCCAUUUCCGCUUGGUCCCGACGGCGAGAAAUACAGCGAAGAGUGGUGGCAUUACCGCAAAAGGCUGUGCGGCGACGACUAUAUCGUCUUCAAGGACUCGAUCUGCUCCCCGCAACCCCCGGAUCCUCCCGUGUCGCGGCUGCACGGCCAUCUAACCGAUGACGCGGACACGAUUUCAACAAUGCUAUUGCAGAGGUAUGCAACGACGGGC